Carassius auratus (goldfish) is the source of this 2762-nucleotide messenger RNA. RefSeq names its product methyltransferase-like protein 25. Bases 66 to 1850 code for a protein of 594 amino acids. The transcript has 12 exons. Lineage: Eukaryota; Metazoa; Chordata; Actinopteri; Cypriniformes; Cyprinidae. The record is from RefSeq and is a predicted model, not a curated record.
UAAAUACUGUCUGUCAACAGCUGCAGCUCUCGCUAAAUAUUCUCACUUUUCUGUUCCCGUGAACAAUGGCAUUUAAUGACAUACCCGUCGACACUUUAAAAAGAAAAAUAAAUGAACUUAAGCGGUUUCUCUCCAUAUCAUUAAGUAUCUCAAAUGCGCACACUGUGGACUUUUACACGCGUGAUGUUUGGAGCACGUUUAUGUGUGUGAAUCCAGAGGAAGUGUUGUGUGCUGUCAGUUCCACACAAAACAGCAUGAGGGCGAUAGAAGACAAGGAAAACACUACGUUUGGUUUCUGCAAUGCCUCAAAGAAGUUGGUGGACAUAUCAGCCCUGCUGAGGGCAGCGAAAGCCCACUGUUUACCAGGUCUGGGGGUCUGUAUGCAGCUGGAAGAUCUGAUGCAGAAUCUGAGACUGAUGACUGGAGACACUACAGCAGGACAGUCAUCAGACAAAGCAGUAACACCGGAUGAGUUUAUGAACUGUAAGAAGGCCCAUGAGGUGCAGGCAAUGUCUGAAGUUGUGGCUAGUUUGGCCAAAUACUGCCGAGUCAAACAGGUGAUAGACGUGGGUUCAGGGAAAGGCUACCUGUGCUCCUAUCUGUCCAUGCGGUUCAACCUGCAAGUGUUCGGGAUCGACUCCUCCAGCACCAACACACAUGGAGCUCAGGAGAGGAACAGGAAACUGAAGAAGUUCUCCAAAGCUUAUCAGAAACCAAACAAAGCCACUAGGAAGCAAACUUUGGACAGCGAGGAUACGAGUAUACAACACAGCAGAAACUUUGAAAACAGUGAUGGCAUCAGAAACUUUAUUACUGAGGAAAAGGAAAGCUUUGAGGCUCGAGCGGAUAGCAGUGCUUUAUCAAAACAAGUCACCAAUGAUUUAUCUGCUUCAGAUAAUGCUGGAGAAUGUCCAUUAGACCUGAAUGAUUCAGAUUCAGGAAGCAGCUUCCUCAGUAUGCUGUCUCUAGACGUCACAGAAGACAUCUCUCCCCGCGUCAACCACAGCCAGCUGAGUCUGGAGGAAAGAGAGAAGAGGAAGAGAGAGAAUCUGGAGAGGAAAGCUCGAGAAGGAAGGGGGAACAUCAGAGACGACGGCCUGUUUUCCCCUCUGACCUCAUAUGUCACCGCAGAAACUGAGCUCAAGACGCUGAUCACAGAGCUGGAGGAUGCAGUUCUGGUUGGUCUGCAUACGUGUGGAGAUUUGGCCCCCAGCACUCUGAGGAUGUUCGGGGCCAAACAGGAGCUGCGCGCCGUUUGCAGUGUGGGCUGCUGCUACCAUCUGCUCUCUGAAGAGUUUGAUCACGACAGACAGGGGUGUGUUGAUGGUGUGUGUGGUUUCCCUGUGAGUCAGUAUCUGAAGGCUCAGGAGUGUUUCUGUGGUCGAAAUGCCAGGAUGUCAGCGUGUCUCGCUCUGGAGAGAGUGUCUGCUGGAGGAGGGCUGCCUAUGGAGUCACUUUUUUAUCGGGCGGUUCUUCAUGUUAUUUUACGAGAUCACUACGAUUGCUUUAAAAGUGAGAAACGUGUUGGGAACGUGUACUCCAAAGCCUCGUCGUUUGUGGACUAUGUCAGACGAGCGCUUAAGAAGCUGGAUCUGGAUGACACCAAAUUAUCUGACAGUGACAUACAGAGCUAUCAUGAACACUACAGCCCCAGAAUGAAUGAGAUGGUGGCUUUCAACAUGUUGAAAGUCAUUUUGGCACCCUGUAUAGAGGGUCUCAUCCUCCUCGACCGACUUUGCUACUUGAAAGAGCAGGACAAUGUGUCUCAUUCAGCGCUGGUCCAGCUCUUUGACCCUCUCCAGUCCCCGAGAUGUUAUGCAGUUGUUGGUAUAAAGGAAUCUACAGUCUGAAGACCAAAGCUAUAGCCCUGCUCUUUAGUGUAAUUUAUUGAUUUAAUUUUCAUUUAUUCUUUUGGUAAAACUUUGUUUUAAAUGUUUGUUAUUAAUGUUGUUUUUAAAGUCAAACUCAGAUUGACUCUUGCCAAUUUUUCAAACAAUAAAAAUGCUUUUUUUAUGUAUGUAAUGAUAUUUUACAAAAAAAUAUGUAAAACAUAAAUUGUCAAAAUAGGGUUGUUCUCAGUAAAUUAAAAGCAGUUUUUCAAUCCAGGGUCUUCAAAGACCUGGCUGUAUUACUCUCCAGAUCGGUUCAGUUAUGAUGCAUAACGGUUCGUCUGUAGCUUAAAGCGGAAAGUUAUAGUGAUCAAUGUGACGAAGAACGUUGCUUUUAGUGUUCAUUAGUCUGACUGGUUUAUAAAUCAGUCUCUCAGCCUUAACUGAGCCACACGAGGACAUCAGUCACACUUGAGACGUCUUGUGCUUCCACUUAUUUAACACACCAUUAAUAUUAAUCAGGCAUUGAGCUCUUCAUUAUUUUCAGGCCAAUCCCCACAGACCAUUAUUCUCCUGUCCUAUGUUUUAGUUAAUAUUCAUAAAUGAAACACCUCGAGGUAGCUUUUGUUUUAGCCUGAUUGAUUCUUCAGUGUAGUUUUGCUUAAAACCCCUUUAAGAACUCACAAAGAGUUUUUCUCAUGCAUUUGUUUUACUUUCUCAUACUACUAUAUUUGGUGUUACUAUUUAUGUAUUUGUUUUCAUACUAGGAGGGAAUGUGGCUUUAUAGAGCUCCAAGAGAAAAUUCAAAGCCACUAAUUCUAACUGCAUGAAGUUUAUUUAUUAUGCACAUCGAUCUGUCAUAAUUGUUCAGCAAUAUGGUUUCAUAUGUGAUAAUUAUGAAGUUUCAAAUACAAAGUUCUGUCGAAAGAUUAA